Nematolebias whitei (Rio pearlfish) is the source of this 3003-nucleotide messenger RNA. RefSeq names its product SWI/SNF related, matrix associated, actin dependent regulator of chromatin, subfamily a-like 1 (gene smarcal1). Gene Ontology annotation, cellular component: nuclear replication fork. Bases 315 to 2930 code for a protein of 871 amino acids. Gene Ontology annotation, molecular function: ATP-dependent chromatin remodeler activity; ATP binding. The transcript is spliced from 17 exons. Gene Ontology annotation, biological process: replication fork processing; DNA repair. The record is from RefSeq and is a predicted model, not a curated record. NCBI's taxonomy places the organism in Eukaryota, Metazoa, Chordata, Actinopteri, Cyprinodontiformes, Rivulidae.
CUAGCCUGUUAGCAGAAAGUGACUGGUACUUUAUCUUGCUUGGUUUUUGUUUUCUUCCCAAAUCUGGCAGUUUCUGCUCUUUAUAGAACAUUAUUUAUCAUUUAAGCAGCCAAAACUGAUUUCCCAAUUUUAUGUAAGAUUUAAUUUGAACAACCUGACAUGUUUGGUUGCUAACCUUUGUAGCCUCAAGCAGUGCAGCUAACGUUGUUUGUUUUCAUGUCAAAGUCAACGCUGCAUGGAUCUAUCAUUAUAAUAAUUUAACUUGAAGGUUCGCUCAGGUUUUAAGGAGUGCUGGUUGGAGUCUAGCGGCGAACAUGUCCAGUCAGCUGACUGUGGAGCAGCAGCGAAAGAUUGAGGAGAACCGACGGAAAGCUUUGGAGCGGAGAGCCCAAAGACUUGGACAAACUACUGGCACCAGCAAGCAACCCUCAGCGGGGUUCAGUGGAUCUACAGUCCAAGCACAGCCUCCCAGACAGGGUGUUUCACUGGGUCCUGAUGCUCACAUAACCUCCAACUUUGCAUCUAAGCGCUGUGGUCCACCAACAUUUAAGAAGGACUUUCAGAGCUUCAGCAACCAAACCCUGCAACCUCAGCAGCCUACUGGGGCAGGCAGUCAAUUCAACCAAAAUACACUGAAAAACUCCUCCAAACAGUCACUGGCUCAUCUUCAGACAGAUCAACACCUGAAUGGUCCUGUCUUGUUUGGCGGUGGUCAGCCCAAAUCUAUCGUCACCUCCAGCAGAUCUGGAAGUCUAGUUAGCUCCUUUUACAAGGAAGCCAGCAAACCUGCACAAGUUUCUGCAGUGCAGCUGCCUUCGCCCUGCACCUCUUUGACUGCUGUACCUGCAAAAAAGCCUGCCAUCUCUGUCAGGGGAAAGUGUGUGCCUCAUACAGAGAACCGUUUCAGAGUGGAAGUAAGCUACCAUGUCGAGCUUAUUUCUGUUUUCAAGUCCAUCGCUUCAAGGAACUAUGACCCAACAACAAAAACAUGGAACUUCAGUCUGGAUGACUAUGGACAGCUAAUGGAUCAGGCAGCUGCCAUUCCUUCUGUGUCUUUGAGGCCUCUGGAGGGAGCGGAAGCGUUGGAUGUUACAGCUUCCAGCCGACCUUGUGACGGUGCAGCCCUGUCGGCACUGCUGAGACUUUGUAACGGAUGGCAGAAACCUGGGGCCACUGUGCGGGGGCAGUGCAUCCUGGUGUCUCGAACAAAGUUUGAGGUUGACAUCCUUUACCAUGCUGAGGUCAUAGCGGUGUUUAAGCAAAUGCCCACCAAAAACUAUGAUGUGGCCACCAGAAAGUGGAGCUUUGCACUUGAGGAUUACAAAAAUCUAAUGGAUCGGCUCCGUGGGAUAGCAGCAGUGGAGGUGGAGCCUCUUCCCAGAGCAGUAAUCCAGGCUUUCUCUGCCAGCUUUGAUGGGACUGGAGCCAGGUCUUUAGCUGUCUCUGAGGCAGACCUUUCUAACAUCGACCCCUCGCUCACCUCCAGCCUGAUGCCCUUCCAGAGGGAGGGAGUCAACUUUGCGGUGUCUAAACAAGGCCGCCUCCUCCUGGCUGAUGACAUGGGCCUGGGGAAGACGGUACAGGCCAUCUGCAUCGCAGCUUAUUACAGGAACGAGUGGCCUUUAUUGGUGGUGACUCCAUCGUCUGUACGAUUCACAUGGGCUGAGGCCUUCAGACGCUGGCUUCCCUCUCUGAGUCCCAACAGCAUCAAUGUGGUGGUAAAGGCCAAAGAUGAUAUGCGAUCUGGUUUGGUCAACAUCAUCAGCUAUGACCUGCUGAGUAGGGUUGGGAAGCAGCCCCAUCAAAACUCCUUCAGUGUCCUCAUUAUGGAUGAGUCUCACUUUCUAAAGAACAUAAAGACUGCUCGCUGUAAAGCUGCCUUACCUCUGCUAAAGGCAGCAAAGAGGGUGAUACUCCUGUCUGGGACCCCUGCGAUGUCCAGACCCUGUGAGCUCUACACCCAGAUCCUGGCUGUCAGACCUUCACUCUUCCCUCGCUUCCAUGAGUUUGGCUUGCGCUACUGUGACGCCAGAGAGAAAAACUGGGGCUGGGACUACUCGGGCUCGUCUAACCUUGGAGAGUUAAAGCUGUUGUUGGAGGAGUGCCUGAUGCUGCGCCGCCUUAAAUCUGAUGUCCUCUCUCAGCUUCCUGCUAAACAGCGUAAGGUGGUCACAGUGACCACAGACGGGAUCAAUACUCGCACAAAAGCUGCUCUGUCAGCUGCAGCCAAGGAGUUGGCCAAGAAUCAUCACAGCAAAAUGGAGGAGAAGGAAGCGCUCCUUGUCUUUUAUAACCACACAGCUGAAGCUAAGCUACAAGCCAUCAUGGAGUAUAUAACAGACAUGCUGGAGUCUGGGAGGGAGAAGUUCCUCGUGUUUGCCCAUCAUAAAUUAGUCCUCGAUCAUAUCGCCACCGAACUGGUUACAAAGGGUGUCGACUUCAUCCGGAUUGAUGGGACGACCCCGUCGAUGGAGCGACAGCAGUUGGUUGAAAAGUUUCAGUUCUCAUCCAACGCUUGCGUGGCUUUGCUGUCCAUAACUGCUGCGAACAUGGGUGUCACUCUGCACGCUGCAGACCUGGUGAUCUUUGCUGAGCUCUUCUGGAACCCAGGGGUUCUCAUUCAGGCAGAGGACAGGGUACAUCGAAUCGGCCAAACUAGCAACGUGAACAUUCACUACCUGGUUGCCAAGGGAACUGCUGAUGAUCACCUUUGGCCAAUGAUCCAGGCAAAAAUGAAUGUCCUGGAAAAAGUGGGUUUAUCCGAGUCAAACCUCUCAGAUAACGCAGUGAACGCUAGCUUCCACUCAAAGGACUCUAAUCAGAGGAGCAUUAUGGAGAUGUUCCAGAGAUCUUUUUCUGCAGAUGACGACCUGGACGAGGCCAUCCUGAUGGAGGCUGCCAACGACUGGGAGGAAGACGCUCCAGCCUGAGAACAGGCCGAUUGAAUUUCCCAUCAGGAACAGUCAUUCAAAACCAGAACAAAAACAGCUUUAAAUACUAUUU